Molecule: messenger RNA, 2583 nt
Organism: Fraxinus pennsylvanica
Lineage: Eukaryota; Viridiplantae; Streptophyta; Magnoliopsida; Lamiales; Oleaceae
Source: the annotation of a GenBank genome assembly
AUGAUUGUUACUUCUUCUCGGUCAUCUAUUAACAUUAGACAUUUGGAAAAGGCCACAGUAUCUACUGGAAAAGAAGGCUUACUAUCAGAAGGAAAUGCUGCUUAUAACUGGCCCAGAUGUGUAGAUGAACUUGAAACUCAGAUGUCAAAAUAUGGGAGUCUGAAGAAAUUUUACUUCUAUCACCAGCAUCUUACUACUGUUUUUCGUAACACCAUGUUUGGGCUCGAAGGUCGUCCCCAACAUUGUUGUGCAUGGCUUGGUGUUGCUAGCAGUUUUCCCGAAUGUGCUUCCUCAAUUGUUCCAGAAGACAUUUUUGCUGCAAUAAUAACAUGGUCUAUAGGCCUAUGGAAUGACUGCAACUUCUUUAUGACACAGUUGACUAAAAUUGGUCACGAUGCAGUUCUAUAUGUUGAAUCCCUUGUUGAAUCCAUCAUGGGAGGGCUGGAAGGUUUAAUUAAUAUUCUUGACUCAGAAGGAGGAUUUGGCUCUCUGGAGAUGCAGCUUCUCCCCGAGCAAGCAGCAAAUCUCAUGAAUUUGACAUCUAGAGUAUCAACAUCCCCGAAAGUGGCAUAUGGGUUUCGAUUACCGGGCUAUGAGAGCAAUCCUGAAAAUGACAAUUCUAUCAAAAUGUUAGAAGCUGCAAUGCAGAGGUUGACAAAUCUUUGCUCAAUUGUGAACGACAUGGAACCUAUCUGCGUUCUGAACCAUGUUUUUGUACUGAGGGAGUACAUGAGGGACUGCAUCCUUGGAAACUUCAAGAGGAGUUUGCUUAAUGUUCUGAAAACUGAUAAUGAUCUUCAACGCCCUUCCGUGCUAGAAUAUCUUAUUCGCAGACAUACUGCUAUUGUCCACCUAGCCGAGCAACAUAUCAGCAUGGACCUGACCCAGGGUAUUUGGGAAAUUUUACUUGCCUCUACCUUCUGUGGGCCAGUGUCUUCUUUACACUUGUUUGAGAAACCAGCAGAUCGGCACACUGGAUCAGCUACUGAAGCCGUGUGCAACUGGUAUGUUGAAAACAUUAUCAAGGAUGUCUCUGGUGCCGGUAUCCUCUUUGCACCAUUGCACAGAUGCUUUAAAAGCACUAGACCCGUUGGCGGGUAUUUUGCCUGGUCAGUCACUGACCUUAGGGAAUUGAAAGCCUUUGUUCGUAUUUUUGGUACCUAUGGAGUUGACAGGUUGGACAGAAUGAUGAAAGAGCACACAGCUGCACUCCUCAAUUGCAUCGACACCUCAUUGCGGGCAAAUCGUGAGAAUUUGGAGGCAGUUGCUGGAAGCAUGCAUUCUGGUGACAGAACAGAAACAGAAUCAAAUAUUAAGCAGAUUGUUGAUAUGGACACAAUGGUUGGGUUCUGUAUUCAGGCAGGACAGGCAAUUGCUUUUGAUUCCCUUUUAGCAGAAGCUGCUGGUUCUGUGCUUGAAGAAGGCGCACCCUUGGUCCAUUCACUGCUAGCAGGCGUUGCGAAACAUUUACCUAUUGAAAUACCUGAGAAGAAAGAGUUUCGGAGGAUGAGAAGAGUGGCGAACGGCGUUAAUGUAGUUGGAGACCAUGAUUCUGAGUGGGUUCGAUCAAUAUUGGAAGAAGUGGGGGGUGCAAGUGACGGUUCAUGGAACUUGUUGCCAUAUUUAUUUGCGACAUUUAUGACAUCUACCAUUUGGAACACUACUGCCUUCAAUGUUGACACUGGAGGAUUCAGCAACAAUAUACACUGCUUGGCAAGAAUAGAAAAUAUUAAGCAAAUUGUUGAUAUGGACACAAUGGUUGGGUUCUGUUUUCAGGCAGGACGGGCAAUUGCUUUUGAUUCCCUUUUAGCAGAAGCUGCUGGUUCUGUGCUUGAAGAUGGUGCACCUUUAGUCCAUUCAUUGCUAGCAGUUGUGGCUAAACAUUUACCUAAUAAAAUACCUGAGAAGAAAGAGAUUCGGAGGAUGAGAAGAGUGGCAAACAGUGUUAAUGUAGUUGGAGACCAUGAUUCUGAGUGGGUUCGAUCAAUAUUGGAAGAAGUGGGGGGUGCAAGUGACGGUUCAUGGAACUUGUUGCCAUAUUUAUUUGCGACAUUUAUGACAUCUAACAUCUGGAACGCUACUGCCUUCAAUGUUGAGACUGGAGGAUUCAGCAACAAUGUUCACUGCUUGGCAAGACAACGUGUUUACAAUAAUCAUCUUAAUUCUUUUCAAGUCGUAGUGGAUUCGUCAGACUUGAAAGAGAGUAUCAACAGAAACACUCUCUCGAAUGGCCAUGUCACCGAAACCUUUGAUCCUGAGAGAGAGAAUAGUUUUUCGGCAGAAGCUAGCGUAAAGUCCACAAUGCAGCUCUUCAUCAAGUUCUCUGCCGGGAUUAUUUUGGAAUCUUGGAAUGAAAGCAAUAGGUCUAAUUUGGUUGCAAAGCUGAUCUUCCUCGAUCAAUUAUGUGAGCUCUCUCCCUACCUACCGAGAAGCUUACUGGAAUCUCGUGUACCUUAUGCCAUCCUUCGUGCAGUAUACAGUCAGUACUAUUUGAAUUCUUCAACUCCACUGGCAUUAUCUAGUUCAUCCCCCCGAUACUCUCCUACCAUGUCACUGGCACAUGCUUCUCCUGCAUCGAAGUAG